Messenger RNA from Oncorhynchus keta (chum salmon), 4138 nucleotides. Its product is annotated as vesicle-associated membrane protein-associated protein B-like. Gene Ontology annotation, biological process: endoplasmic reticulum membrane organization. Lineage: Eukaryota; Metazoa; Chordata; Actinopteri; Salmoniformes; Salmonidae. Bases 292 to 1029 code for a protein of 245 amino acids. Gene Ontology annotation, molecular function: FFAT motif binding. The record is from RefSeq and is a predicted model, not a curated record. Gene Ontology annotation, cellular component: endoplasmic reticulum membrane; plasma membrane. The transcript has 6 exons.
AGGUGUCCCAACUCCCAAGCUUUGCCCGGACUCCGUCUCGCAUCACCUCUUCACUCCUCGUUGAGUGGCUAUGCAGGGGCUGUGACGUUGCACAAAGCCUCUCUCCUUUCUUGCUGCAUCACAACCGCCGCUAGUAGCUCCCUGGCUAUUUGCACUGACCGGGGGACAGGAUAAUCGCAUAGUUAAUUAGCAUAAUAAUAACUCUAACGAUAACACUAGCUAACAUCACCACAACAGGAGUAAUCUACGGAAACGAUUUACAUUGAGCUAUCCCCUUGGAACCGCUGGGUCAUGGCCAGACAAGAUCAGGUCCUGCUCUUGGAGCCACAGCACGAACUGAAAUUCCGAGGUCCCUUCUCGGAUGUGGUCAACACCACCCUAAAGCUCGCCAACCCUACAGACAGGAAUGUGUGCUUCAAAGUCAAGACGACGGCCCCGCGCCGUUACUGCGUCCGGCCAAACAGCGGCGUCCUCGACGCCGGCACCUCAAUCAACGUCUCAGUGAUGCUGCAGCCUUUCGACUACGACCCCAACGAGAAAAGCAAACACAAGUUCAUGGUGCAGUCCAUGCUGGCCCCACCCGAAAUGACAGACAUGGAGGGAGUGUGGAAGGAGGCAAGGCCAGAAGAGCUGAUGGACUCCAAACUGAGGUGUGUCUUUGAGCUGCCGGCGGAGAACGAGAAAACGCACCAAGACCCGGAUGCCAACAAGAUGAUGUCGUCCAACCUGCUCAAGUCAGAGUCCUCCACACUGUCCAUGAAGUCCAUGAGCUCCACCCUGGACGACGGCGAGGUCAAGAAGGUCAUGGAGGAGUGUAAGAGGUUGCAGACGGAGGCACAGCGGCUACGGGAAGAGAACAAGCAGAUCAGGGAAGACGAUGGCCUGCGGAUGAGGAAGAGCAAUGUGUUGUCCUCCUCCCAGCACUCCUCCCACUCCAUGGUGAAGGAGGAGGGGCUGAGCCUGCGCACAGUGGCCCUCAUCGUGCUCUUCUUUGUGGUCGGAGUCAUCAUCGGCAAGUUGGUCUUGUAAGAGCAAGCGGCGAGCGAGAGACGGCCAACCGCAUGCUUUUGGGGGAUUGAAACAAACGGAUUUGGGAUUUUUUUAAAUUCAGAAAUGCCAUAUCAAUGGGGUAGUUUUGAAUCGUUCAUUUAUGUACAAAUAAAAAAAGAUACAAAUCAAAAUUCCAUGUUAUGAACAAACCAACGAGAGAAAAAACAACAACAACUUGUUACAAGAUCUCUUUAAUCAUAACAUAAUCAUUCUGGCCUACGCCACAGAUACAGUAGGAAGGAGUAAAAUGCAGAUCAUUGAUAGUCACUGAAGUGAAGGAUUUUCUAAACACCGUGGGGGGGUGGGGCCUUGCGAUUGAGUCAGUUUGCAUUGUGUGAAUGAAUGUUUUCACGGAUUGUCAUUUAUUUUCACAAGUGGCCACAGGCCGUAGGCAUACUCUGUGUAGUGAAUCCAUAGUAACCCUGGAUUAAAGUAAUACCAGGUGGGCAGCACUCUUUUUUUCUCACCUCCUUUACAACACGAUUGACAGGGAGGCUUCAGGAAGUAGAUGGGAUUAUGCACAGGGCUACUGUCAACCAAACUGACUCUUCCAAUCAGAGGCUUUGUAUAGACCGUCUCCCCUGUGAUUGGGGAACAUCCUUAAUCGACACAACAACCCCCUCCUCCAUCUCCCCAUUCUCUGUUUUUCCAAGCUAGAACAUUUCCCUCCUUUUGAUCAUAAAUACCUGAGUUGGCAGUAUAUUCUUGAUUGCAUGCGUCCACUAAAGAGCAUUGCAUUUUUUGGGACAUUUUAAAUUUAAUUGAAUUGCUUUCAUCAUUGUGAUGUUUCUUUUCAGCCUUAGAUUUUCUCAACUCAACCUUCAGAUUUUUUUUCUUUUCUUUUUUGUGAUAAAGUUUUUUUGGUUUUUAGGGUUUGAGUUAUUAUUAAAAAAAUUAUGCAGCUAAAUGAACUCCGGAUGGGUUGGGACUGAGUCACUGAAUAGCCUACUUACUUUGUGACUGUUAUUAGCACGUUAUUCUAGAAGGAAAGCAGGGAGAGAGGGAAUGAGGAAAGGUACUUAUAGAAGUGAGUUUUGUUGAGGUUUUUGUCGGUUUUCUUUUUUCUUCUCCAAGCUGUACAUUUGUUGAUCUGUCAGGCAGAACUGUCAUUUAAAUGGUUUAUGCAGUCCGUUCACCAUGCUGUGACUGUCCACGUAACUCUUAAAGAACAUUUCUCCAACUGUAUGGUCAUGGUCAUUGGCUUCAUUCACCCCACUACGGUCAGCAUCGAUAGGUUUGGAUCUUUAACCGUUAUAGUUAUCACUGCACUCAUGUUCAUUUUAAUGCACUAUAUUCUCAACAAUGUUUUUUUUCCCCAGUAUCUAUCAAUGUAACUGUUUUGUUAGCUGACAUGUCUCUGCAUUUAACUCACAAGAAAAGUAAAACAUACUAAACUAUAUUGUGAAGGGACCAUUCUGCCUUUUGUGUUUGUCCCUACUGUCUUUGAUUGCUUUGUCCUUAAUGUGAUUCAUGUCAAAAAUGCAAUACACUCAAUGUCUUUCAUGUCACUGUCGCAGAUUAUGGAUAACAAAAAUUAACUUGCCGAUGAAAGUAGGAAUUCGAGGAAAGAGCGAGGGAGAGAGUAACCUACUGUAUCUACGUGUGACUGAGCAUAACCUCCUGUAUCUACGUGUGACUGAGCAUAACCUCCUGUAUCUACGUGUGACUGAGAGUAACCUACUGUAUCUACGUGUGACUUAGAGUAACCUACUGUAUCUACGUGUGACUGAGAGUAACCUCCUGUAUCUACGUGUGACUGAGAGUAACCUCCUGUAUCUACGUGUGACUGAGAGUAACCUCCUGUAUCUACGUGUGACUGAGAGUAACCUCCUGUAUCUACGUGUGACUGAGCGUAACCUCCUGUAUCUACGUGUGACUGAGCGUAACCUCCUGUAUCUACGUGUGACUGAGCAUAACCUCCUGUAUCUACGUGUGACUUAGAGUAACCUCCUGUAUCUACGUGUGACUGAGAGUAACCUCCUGUAUCUACGUGUGACUGAGAGUAACCUCCUGUAUCUACGUGUGACUGAGCGUAGCCUCCUGUAUCUACGUGUGACUGAGCAUAACCUCCUGUAUCUACGUGUGACUGAGAGUAACCUACUGUAUCUACGUGUGACUGAGAGUAACCUCCUGUAUCUACGUGUGACUGAGAGUAACCUCCUGUAUCUACGUGUGACUGAGCGUAGCCUCCUGUAUCUACGUGUGACUGAGCAUAACCUCCUGUAUCUACGUGUGACUGAGCAUAACCUCCUGUAUCUACGUGUGACUUAGAGUAACCUACUGUAUUUACAUGUGACUGAGAGUAACCUACUGUAUCUACGUGUGACUGAGAGUAACCUCCUGUAUCUACGUGUGACUGAGCGUAACCUCCUGUAUCUACGUGUGACUGAGAGUAACCUACUGUAUCUACGUGUGACUGAGAGUAACCUACUGUAUCUACGUGUGACUGAGCAUAACCUACUGUAUCUACGUGUGACUGAGCAUAACCUUCUGUAUCUACGUGUGACUGAGAGUAACCUACUGUAUCUACGUGUGACUGAGAGUAACCUACUGUAUCUACGUGUGACUGAGAGUAACCUCCUGUAUCUACGUGUGACUGAGCGUAGCCUCCUGUAUCUACGUGUUACUGAGAGUAACCUACUGUAUCUACGUGUGACUGAGAGUAACCUACUGUAUCUACGUGUGACUGAGCGUAGCCUACUGUAUCUACGUGUGACUGAGCGUAGCCUACUGUAUCUACGUGUGACUGAGCAUAACCUACUGUAUCUACUUGUGACUGAGCGUAGCCUACUGUAUCUACGUGUGACUGAGCGUAGCCUACUGUAUCUACUUUUGUGAAGCAUGACUGCUUAGAGGGAGGGCAGAACAGGUCUGAGCUGAGCUUCUCUGUCCCAAUGGUUGUGAAAACACUAAAAUUGACCUGUCUACCAUCGUGCUCCAUGUAAGCAGUCGGCAACUGUUUUGUAUGUAUAUAAAUAAGUCUAAGAAAAAUUCCUAUUCCUCAUCAAGUAGUCAGUCUAUGGUGUUAUACCUUGAUGGACUAUGUAGCAUCUUAAUAAUUUAAAUGAAUAAAGACCCUACCUAAUUC